GAGUCGACUGGACAAACGAACUCACAACGCUCCCGCCAUUAUCCAAGGGUGAAGGGCGAUAGUUCACAGCCAAUCAGAUCGUGUUACGUUACCCGGAAGUGUACGUGUUUUUACUUACAUGUGUAGCGAUGGUUAGUUAAUGAACCCCCGGGAGUACACAACAACAUUCCAUCUCACAAGUCACCAACACGCCAUGGAAAUUUCACAGCUGGUCCAGAUUCUGUGGUUCCUCCCUAUUUUAUACCUAUGUGAUUCUACAAGGGUCGACGCUAGUGACGAAAUGGACACUGAUUUCGAUUGGGAUGUUGAUUUUGACAGCUUCUUGGAAUCUAUAGAUUCAAUGGCAGAUAUGGUGUCGGAUUAUGUCGGCGAUGAAACCGGUUGUCACUACCGCUGUAUAAAUGCCGCGAAACCAAAGCCAAAGAAGGGUCAUAAGCCGAGAAGUAAUGGGUGUGGUUCGUUUGGCCUUGAGCUUGACACAAGUGCAUUGCCGGCGGUGACGAAGUGUUGCGACAACCACGACUACUGCUACGACACGUGUAACAACGACAAGGUGAAGUGCGACGACAAAUUCAAGGACUGUCUCAACAACGUCUGUGAUAAGUUAGGAGGAAUAGCGAGCGAAGAUCUCACCGGCGGUUGUCGGUCCACGGCGGAUCUCAUGUACGCCAGCACGUUGACGUUAGGAUGCAAGCCUUACAAAGACUCACAGAAAGACGCAUGUGCUUGUGAACACGAUGAGUUGUAAAGACAACAGCACAAAGUGGUGUUAGAAGCACGUUUUAGGGAAAUAGUAUGGUGAUGGACGUGUGGUUUUGUAUUUGUGUGUAUGUGUGUGUGAUUUAGACGUUUGAACGGAAGAGGAUAAUUGGAAGACGUACUGAACAAGUGGUUGCCUACACAGUGAACAUGUCAUUAUAGUGGCCAUGGUGUUGUUUGGUGCCUUGGCUGGAUGACAGGCCAGGUGGGAUGAAACAAUCUACAAUGGCAAUCCCAACAGAACCUAUUCUUUUCUCCGAUAUGAUACCUCACAGUCGGAGAUCUGCAGACAUCUCUUUGGAAGGUUGGGUCAAAUGAAUAUUGUGUUAGCCUUGAUCGCCCAAUUUAAAUUGUGGUUUUUCACCCCAUGGAAUGUCAGA
Messenger RNA from Haliotis rubra (blacklip abalone), 1139 nucleotides. Its product is annotated as group XIIA secretory phospholipase A2-like. The transcript has 4 exons. Gene Ontology annotation, molecular function: A2-type glycerophospholipase activity; calcium ion binding. Bases 140 to 748 code for a protein of 202 amino acids. Gene Ontology annotation, cellular component: extracellular region. Gene Ontology annotation, biological process: lipid catabolic process; phospholipid metabolic process; arachidonate secretion. The record is from RefSeq and is a predicted model, not a curated record. NCBI's taxonomy places the organism in Eukaryota, Metazoa, Mollusca, Gastropoda, Lepetellida, Haliotidae.